AUGGGUGAUUUCCGUGUGAUGGGCGGCAGAGCUUGCUUCAUACUGCUGUGCACUAUCGUCAAAGCUGUGAUCAGUACGGGACUAGGGAAAUGUCCAAUAUACCCACAAUUUCCCAAUUACGAUGUUACACGGAUGACAGGUACAUGGUAUGAAGUGGAGAGAUCGUUUCACUUGAUGGAGAUAGCGGCCAGCUGCACCGAGCUAGACGUAAGGAUCGGCGAUAGAGGGUUUCUUCUUAUCACCGUCAACACUAUUAAUAGAUGGUCCGGUAGCCAGUCCACUAGUUAUGGCUUGGGGAUAGCAAGUCACAACGGUUCUUCUACGUUCCGCUACAAGCUGAAUAAUCGUAUGCCGUACAUUAUUGGGAGACUGCUGCCAGGCGCUGGGCAGUACAAUGUACUCUUCACAGAUUACGACAGAUUUGCGCUGGUGUGGUCGUGCACUAAUUUUAGCAUCGCCCACUCCGAUCGUAUGUGGGUACUGGGUCGAGAACGCGAAAUAGAGGCGGGCCUUCGCGCGCAAAUAUACGCUCUGAUGCAGGAGCUGCAUCUCGACCCGGACCGCCUCAUCCUCUCCAAGAACACUAACUGUACCGCCAUCGAACAAUCCUAUGGAAUAAAC
Molecule: messenger RNA, 621 nt
Organism: Brenthis ino (lesser marbled fritillary)
Lineage: Eukaryota; Metazoa; Arthropoda; Insecta; Lepidoptera; Nymphalidae
Source: the annotation of a GenBank genome assembly